This is a messenger RNA of Glycine soja, 813 nucleotides long. Its product is annotated as putative invertase inhibitor. The record is from RefSeq and is a predicted model, not a curated record. Gene Ontology annotation, molecular function: enzyme inhibitor activity. Bases 42 to 593 code for a protein of 183 amino acids. The transcript has a single exon. Lineage: Eukaryota; Viridiplantae; Streptophyta; Magnoliopsida; Fabales; Fabaceae.
AAAUUAAAUUCCAUUUCUCAAAAACCUAGAGAAAAUCAAGAAUGAAAUUCGCUUAUAACCUAGUGAUGAUUUUCUUUAUCUUUCUCUUUCAAUACUCAAACGGCUCCAACCUUAUCCUUCAAUCAUGCAAAGAGGCCUCAAAGAAUGAUCCAAAUUUGAGCUAUGAUUUCUGUGUUGCAUCCCUUGAAGAAGCCUUAUCCAAGUGUCACCCACCACCCACCAACCUUGAAGACCUUGUGGGCAUGUCAAUUAAUCUAUCCAAAUCCAACGUAACCAACAUGGUUUCCAUCAUUUCAAACCUAUUGAAGAACAAAACUUUUGAUCAAUACACUAAGGCUUGCCUAAAAGAUUGCUUCGAUCUUUACUCGGAUUCGCUUUCGGCUUUAGAUGAUGCUGUGGUUGCUUUCAAGUCCAAGGAUUUGGACACGGCUGGUAUAAACUUGAGUGCUUCCUUGGAUAAUUCUGUUACAUGUGAAGAUCAAUUCAAGGAUAAGAAAGGUGAAACUUCUCCUAUAACAAAGGAGAACAACGUGUACUUCCAACUCAAUGUAAUAUCUCUAGCCUUCAUCCAAAUGUUUCGUCAACAUUAUUGAGAAAAUUUAGAGCAUAUCAUUACAAUUAUAAACCUUGUAUGGUGGGAGUCAUGAAAUUAAUUUUGUGAUUUUUAUAUAAGCUUUAUACGUGUAUAAUUGAAGUGUGUGUAAAAUCCUUUAUUUGUUAUGAUGAUGUAUUGAGAUUGAAAUUAUGAGGUGCAUGUAAUUAAAGCCCUUCAUAUGUUGGAAUUGCUUUGAAGUAGUGAAGUUCUUCCUCUCA